Messenger RNA from Pararge aegeria (speckled wood butterfly), 2201 nucleotides. RefSeq names its product RNA-binding protein 45-like. The transcript has a single exon. The record is from RefSeq and is a predicted model, not a curated record. Gene Ontology annotation, cellular component: ribonucleoprotein complex. Lineage: Eukaryota; Metazoa; Arthropoda; Insecta; Lepidoptera; Nymphalidae. Bases 353 to 1903 code for a protein of 516 amino acids. Gene Ontology annotation, molecular function: RNA binding.
ACACCUUUGCCUUUUCCAUGUGGGAAAGAAUUAAAAUGCAAUUUACUUCUGUGAUUUGCUUUGAGUUUGCUACAUUGAAUUUCUGACUACUGGUUUGCGGUUUUGUUUAAUAAACAUAAUAUAGUAUUCUAGUUUCUAUUCAAUGACCUAGGAAAUACUAUUAAUAAAUAAAUACCUGAAAGACUGUGUUAAAUGAAUACAAGACUUUUAGAGCAGACAAAUAUCGUAACUGUAUAACUUCGACUUCACAGGAUGAAAUUAUGAAACGAGCGUGACGAUUGACCGUGUUGUGUGACUAGAACGUUGACCAGACAGAACUCAUUUUUUAUCAUUUACAGAAGACAGCCACAUAAUGAAUCAAAAUAAUGUUCGCGGUGCUGAACGAAAGGAAGAAAUACCUCCAUAUUCAAGGUUAUUUGUGGUAUGUAGUAAGCAACUAAAAGAAGACGAUCUGAGGGGGAGGUUCGAGCCCUUCGGUGAUAUCGAAGAUCUGUAUAUACCGAAAGACCGUAAUACAGGCGAGUCCAAAGGUGUUGCUUAUGUCAAAUAUGCUAAAACUUCCUCAGCUGCUGCUGCUAUCCAAGAACUUCACAUGAAAGUGAUUAACCCAGAUAGCAAGCCCAUUAAAGUUUUGGUAGCAGUAAAUAAAAACGAGAGUUCCACACAGAAAGAUAAUGAAGAUAGGUACAGACGUCUUUUCAUUAAAGUCUCUAGAGACAUUACAGAGACUGAAGUGAGACAACACUUUUCAGAGUUUGGCCAUGUUGAGUCUGUACGCUUGCAGAGAGAUAAACUGACAGACACUUGCAAAGGGUUUGCCUAUGUGCAAUAUAAAUCAUUCUAUAACACUGCAAAGGCUUUUGAAGAAUGUGAUAGAAAAUAUAAACCUGUAUUUGCUAUACCUCGUGAUGACUUAAAACGUAGUAGGAAUAGUCUUGAUCAGUGGAAUGAAGGCAACGUUCAUUUUAAUAGUUUCAGUGCACCUAAAUAUCACCAAAAUGCCAUAGACAGACACAAUAUCCCUAGAACUGAACAUAAUAAUCAAGAACAUUGGAAUACCACUCUAUCAACAGACUUACAAGAUUUCAAUACCAUUGCUGUAGUAUGUAGCCCUCAAGUGCCACAAAAGUACAUCAAAAACUUGUUUGAUGUUGUGCCUGGAAUGGUGCAAUGCAAGUAUUCUGUGGACACAUAUAAUGGGAUCUCCAAAGUUUCUAUUACUUAUGAAACAACACGCUCUGCUACUUAUGCAUUGGAGAAGUUAAAUAAUUUUGAGUUUCCAUCUGGAGAGUUAAUAACUGUCAAACCAGAUAGAAACCCUUUGAGCAGGGCUGCUGAUAACUUAACAGAUAUGGUCAAUCACUUUAAGAAUGCUGUGGAUUCAGGCACACCAGAUUUGCAGCACCUUGCUGAUGUUAUUGCCAGAGCAUCUUCUUUAAUCAAAGCUGCAACUCUGUCUUCUACGGGGCAAACCGAGCAACACAAACAGAAGUCUAAUGACUCAUUUGACCCUAGCUAUUGUAAUGUCCACUUGCCACCACCUAAACCAAUGGCAGAUCUUAAUAGCAGGGUUGUUCAAAGACUGUUCAUUAUUUGUAGGCCUCAGCCUCCACCCCUGUCCACAUUACAAGAUGUGUUCUGUCGUUUUGGAGAUCUCAUUCAUGUUGCCACUAUCCCUUCUAAAACAUUUGGUUUUGUUAAGUAUGCUUCAGCAAAUUCUGCGCAGGAAGCUAUAAACACUUUGAAUGGGGCUGUAGUUAGUGGUAUAAGACUAAAAGUGAUGGAAGCAGAUGAAAAACCAGGUAAAGAUGAUAACUCCAUCAGUAACUCUACUGAAAAGGGUGACCAGGGAGAAAAUAUUGACUAUGAUAUGGAAACCAAGAGAAUGCGACUUGAUGACUAAGACCUACAUUAUAAAGACUAUAAUUCCAUGAAAUAUGUUAUGAUUUUACUUGACUAUAGCUUGCAGAACUAUGUUUUAAAAUAUAUGGAGACAACUACACAUAAUUUACUAUAAUAGUUUUCAGAAAUGCAUGACAUUAUUGUUCUACUGACAAGUCUUUAUUUUUUUUAAAGUAAAAGAUUAAUUUUUAUUAUUUGAUUUGCAAGUGAGUUAUUUAGCCUUGUCUUCUAUUUCUGUCUUUCUCUACUCGGUGAAGUAAUAAACAAAGAGCAAUAAUUAAAUAAAGUUUUUAAAUUCA